AUGAGGGAAACAGACGUUGUCUUGAAAUAUCUGAAGAAACAAUGCCAUGCAAAGGGGAUAGGUGUCAUUGGAUUUUGCUGGGGCGGAGCUGUUGUUCAUCAUUUGAUGUUAAGAUAUUUGGAAUUUAAGGCUGGUGUAUCAAUUUAUGGAAUCAUCAGGUUUCAUGAGGACAAUUAUGAUCUUAAGAACCCCACCUUUUUCAUGUUUGCAGAGAACGAUGAUUUUGUUCCUCUAGACCAGGUUGCUGAACUACAGCGGAAGCUAAAAGAACAAUGCAAAACUGAUUGUAAAGUGAAAAUUUAUCCAGGACAAACCCAUGGCUUUGUACACCGCAAAAGAGAAGACAUUAGCCCUCAAGAUAGGCCUUUCAUCGAAGAAGCAAGGAAGGACAUGCUUAAUUGGCUGAAAAGAUACAUCUGACAGUCUGUUAUAUGUUAAUACCAAUAACCAUUAAGAAAUUAG
Anolis sagrei ordinatus is the source of this 462-nucleotide messenger RNA. The record is from RefSeq and is a predicted model, not a curated record. NCBI's taxonomy places the organism in Eukaryota, Metazoa, Chordata, Lepidosauria, Squamata, Anolidae.